Molecule: messenger RNA, 1615 nt
Organism: Tuber aestivum (summer truffle)
Lineage: Eukaryota; Fungi; Ascomycota; Pezizomycetes; Pezizales; Tuberaceae
Source: the annotation of a GenBank genome assembly
AUGUCUUCUUCAAUAUCGACCCGCGCCUCAACCUUCAGCACCUUCCUGGCCACCACCGCCACCAUCAGCCCGCUCUCGAAACCCCAAACCAGCAUAAGCAUAAACGGCGACAACGCCCUAAGCGCAUACCGCACACAGGCAACCUACACCACGCACUCCCGAAUAACUGGAACGGUGCAGGUGGUGUCACCGAAUUGCGACGUCCGCUUCGACGAGGUGGUCAUCACCUUCGAGGGGACGACAAGGACAUGGCUGGACAGGCUAGGUCCCACGCCGGCGAGUAGUGGGCGAACAUAUGCGGACAAGACCGUUAGUAGCACCUCCCCACCCCGUCACAGUCCACAACAACGACAACACAAAAGGUUAACAAAUGACGCUCGGAACGAUGCAGUUCUUGAAACUGACGCAGCCAACCGAUGACACCCUACUGCCCAUCCCCCGCCUCCUGACGAAGUCGAAAACGUACACAUUCCCCUUCGAGUUCGUCAUUCCGGCAAAGCUCCUACCAAGCGCCUGCUCCCACCGCCGCUCCACGCCCGAGCAGGAGACGGCGGAGCGGGAAGAACACCUCCACCUCCCUCCCAGUUCGGGAGACCCCACACUCCCCGAUGCGAAUGGGGCCCUCAUCGACGACUUAUUCCCCGACAUGCUAAAGAUAACCUACACCAUAAACGCGCGCAUAAUUCGACGGCGCGAGGCGGACAACAAACCGCUGGUAUUAUCCUCCAGCGUGAGGAAAGUCCGAGUGAUGCCUUACAUGGAGGAUUCCCCGCCAAUAAUGCUCGACGGCGGCAGCGACGGAGCAGGAGCAGUACCAGGAGUAGGAGGGCAAAAGUACACACUAAAGAAGGAAAAAGACGUCAAGAAAUCCUUCUUCAAGCCUCGCCUCGGUCGCCUUCAAGUUUCGGCCCAACAGCCAACACCCCUCCACCUCCAGGAUCCAAACAAAACCUCAUGUCCAAGCACAACAGUGGUCCCUAUCUCCCUCCUCUUCACGAAAACGUCCGCCUCCCCUCCACCAAAGUUAACGACGGUGACCACAAAACUCCGCACAAACACCACCUUCUCCACCACCCCACUGCCCCACACCCUGCAGCGGGAGACACCGGGACUGGCAGGGACCUACUCCACAACGCAAACCCUCUCCACCCGGUGCAUCUCCAAUACCCCCUGGACCGGGAACGAAGCGAGGCUGAGCGUACCGGUUUCCCCGCCGAAGGGCGUCAUGCUGGUCCCCAGCUUUAGCACCUGCCUCGGGGCGAGGAGUUACGUCCUCGAAAUCACGUUCGGGGUGCAGAACUCUUCGUCCGUCACGUUGAGGAUCCCACUGCAGGUUUCGUUCCCCGAUCCCGCAGGAGCCGGCACUGGAGCGGCGGCGGCGGAGGGCGGGGUGGGGGUGGAAGAGUUCUUCACGCCUAGAAGCGUCGCGCCACCCUCCUCAUCGGCGGGGAGAGAACAAGAGGAGGAGGAGAGGGGGGAACAGUUACCGCCGCAUAUGAGACCGGGAGCGAAUCUCCCACCCGAGGGCCUGCCGGCGUACGUCUUUCCGCCCGUGGGUGGGGAAGGUGGGGUCGUUAGGAUUCCCUCCCCCGUGGGCAUUUCGCCGGGGUGCGGG